Messenger RNA from Uranotaenia lowii, 1410 nucleotides. RefSeq names its product clavesin-1-like. NCBI's taxonomy places the organism in Eukaryota, Metazoa, Arthropoda, Insecta, Diptera, Culicidae. The transcript is spliced from 2 exons. Gene Ontology annotation, cellular component: membrane. Bases 164 to 1108 code for a protein of 314 amino acids. The record is from RefSeq and is a predicted model, not a curated record. Gene Ontology annotation, molecular function: phosphatidylinositol bisphosphate binding.
AGGUGUAUGGGUAAUUGUUUCAAGCUCAUCAACCCUCGAAAAACUGUUCCGGGAAACGAAUUUCUAAAGCUGCAGGGAAAAGCAUCACUUGAGGACAGUGUUGCAAAUCGAUCGCCGGGCUGACAGGUUCAGAAACACUCAACCGGAAGCUUCCGGUUCAAAAAUGGAGCAAGACUAUCGAACCACACUGGAGCCAAGAUUUUUGGCAAUAGCCAGGGAGGAACUCCACGAAGAUGAAACCACUCGGGAACCGGCUCUACGACAGAUGCGGGAAUUUAUCAAUAAACAUCCUCAGAUAAAAUACUGCCGGACAGAUGCCCUGUUUCUGUUGCGUUUUCUCCGGUACCGGAAGUUCAAUGUGGUGGCCGCCUGUGAAAUGUUGGAAAAGUGGCUAACGGCCGGAUCCCUCACGGCUAGCUUCUUUCGGUUUGCCGAUCCACGGGAUCUCGAUUACAUGAUCGAUGAGUGUAUGAUAAUUCCGGUGGAACGUGAUCGUCAGGAUCGGUUGAUUGUGAUUGUGAGGUUCGGUGCUUUCGAUCCCAGUAAAAUAAUCCCGGAAGAUCAGACACGACUCGGAACGUUGACCAUGGAAACGUUCCAUGACGAAGAAAUGUACCAGAUAACGGGAAUCGUGGCGUUGCUUGAUUUUAGUGGGGCGACAAUGGCGCAUUUCGCAAUCUGGACCAUCCCGAAGCUGCAGGUGCUAAUCGGUGCGGUAAACGAUCUUAUGACUUUUCGAAUCCGAGAAAUUCACGUUGUUCAGCUACCCAAAUACGCCUCGGUGCUGAUGGAGUUUUGUAUGGCCGCCCUCUCCCCAAAGUUGCAGAAAAGGUUGAAGUUCCACAAAUCGAUUGACGAUCUGAAGGCGGCCAUCGACGAGUCGGUCCUGCCGGACAUCUACGGUGGCAAACAGUCGCUGGAGGAGGCCAACGAGCGAUUCCGCCAGAAGGUGCUGGAACAGCGCGAGCGUAUCCUGAAACACGCCGAGAUGACGAUCGACCUUUCGAUUCCGAAUCCGAACUCGAAAAAUCCGGCCAACGCAGCGUUGCAGAGCAGCGUCGUCGACGAGUCGGUCAUUGGCAGCUUCCGGAAGCUGAAUGUCGAUUGAAUUGGUGGGAUCGUUCCUUGAAAUGUCUCUUCCUAAUCAAUUUGUACUUGAAGUUUCUAAGUUUCUAAGUGGAUCAUUCAAUGUUAAGAAAAAUGCUCGUUCGAGAUUGUUGUUGAGAGAAGAAAAACGAUUGGAAUCUUUGAAUGGUCCCGGUUAUAAUUAUAAGGCAAGAAUAGCUGUCUCUCUCGUUUGCUAAACGAUGCUGUACAAUUUUAGCUUAACCGGGGUAUAAAGUGAAUCAGUGUAGGUAAACAUUUAACAAAUAAAGUGCACAAAUGGCAAUAGUUUUACACAGUGGAUAA